This is a messenger RNA of Telopea speciosissima, 1601 nucleotides long. RefSeq names its product inner membrane protein PPF-1, chloroplastic-like. Gene Ontology annotation, biological process: protein insertion into membrane; thylakoid membrane organization; protein localization to chloroplast. The coding region runs from base 108 to 1460 and encodes 450 amino acids. The transcript is spliced from 11 exons. NCBI's taxonomy places the organism in Eukaryota, Viridiplantae, Streptophyta, Magnoliopsida, Proteales, Proteaceae. Gene Ontology annotation, molecular function: membrane insertase activity. The record is from RefSeq and is a predicted model, not a curated record. Gene Ontology annotation, cellular component: chloroplast thylakoid membrane.
UCUCUCUCUCUCCUGCUCGUCGCUUCACUGCCAGUGGCCCGUCCUCUCCGUCACUAUCCUAAUUAGAAGCUGAAAUGAACCUAUCCUUAGCUUUGAAAAUUUAAACCAUGGCGAAAGCUCUAAUUUCAUCUUCUCCGUUUCUUGGUACUUCUCUCCCUUCUCUUUUAGGCCAUGGCUUUCGCAGGCUCCCCCACCGGAGAUUAAACGGUACCAGGGUGAAAUUCAGCUUCCAUGAGGUUCCUUCUCUUCACCAAUUAGACUCUUCGAUCGAUUUUCAUGGAAUUUUAAGCCGAACUGAAAGUUUGUUGUACAUGCUUGCUGAUGCCGCUGUUGCGGCGGAUUCGUCUAGUGCUGCCGUUGUAUCGAGUGAUGCCGCGGUUCAGAAGAACGGUGGUUGGUUUGGAUUCAUCUCAGACGUGAUGGAAUUUGUUUUGAAGGUGCUGAAAGAUGGACUUGCAGCUGUACAUGUUCCCUACACUUAUGGGUUUGCAAUUAUCUUGCUCACUGUUCUUGUUAAAGUGGCUACACUUCCUUUGACAAAGAAACAGGUUGAAUCAACUCUGGCAAUGCAAAAUCUUCAGCCAAAGAUCAAAGCAAUUCAAAAAAGAUAUGCAGGGAAUCAGGAAAGAAUACAACUUGAGACUUCACGCCUCUAUACGAAAGCUGGGGUUAACCCAUUGGCAGGGUGUUUGCCAACUUUAGCUACAAUACCAGUUUGGAUUGGUUUAUACCAAGCUCUUUCAAAUGUAGCAAAUGAGGGAUUGCUGACGGAAGGUUUCUUUUGGAUUCCAUCUUUGGGAGGCCCCACCACAAUUGCUGCUCGACAAAAUGGUUCUGGCAUUUCCUGGCUUAUUCCAUUUGUGGAUGGACAUCCACCGUUGGGCUGGCAUGAUACUGUAGCGUACCUUGUUCUACCUGUCCUUCUUGUUGUUUCUCAAUAUGUUUCGAUGGAACUAAUGAAGCCACCCCAGACUGAUGAUCCAUCUCAAAAGAACACGCUUCUCAUUUUGAAGUUCCUUCCUCUCAUGAUUGGUUACUUUUCCUUGUCUGUCCCAUCGGGAUUGUCAAUCUACUGGUUUACAAACAAUGUCCUCAGUACAGCACAACAAGUUUGGUUACGGAACUUAGGUGGUGCAAAACCAGUUGUGAGUGAUAAUGCAAGUGACAUCAUUACUGCAGGUCGUGCAAAACGUGUGACUUCUCUGCUAGCAGGGACUGGUUAUAGAUUCAGGCAACUCAAAGAAGAAGAGAGGAAGAAAAAACUAAACAAAGCUCUUCCGGCAGAAGAAGUUCAGACUCUCGCUUCUACAUCGGAUUCUGGGGACGAGUCUGAUGAAGAGAUUAAGGAUAAGGAUGAGGAAGUCCUUGAAGGGGCAUAUGCUUCUAGUGGUAGCAAACAGAUUCCAGAUUAUUCUGGGCCAAGGAGAGGCAAGCGAUCAAAGCGGAAACGCACGGUGUAAACAUAUUAUAUAUAUUCAUUCAUUGCCUGUAGUUUGUGGUGAGAAAUGUAUCUUAGUUAAUAUAGAUAUAAUGGCCAUUUUUAUGUUGGCUUAUUCAUUUUAUUGCAAAUGAUGAAAAUCAAGUAUCGGUCUAAAGGAAAA